This is a messenger RNA of Otolemur garnettii (small-eared galago), 1154 nucleotides long. It is a transcript of the gene SAMD12, whose product is annotated as sterile alpha motif domain containing 12. Gene Ontology annotation, biological process: cell surface receptor protein tyrosine kinase signaling pathway. Gene Ontology annotation, cellular component: cytoplasmic side of plasma membrane. The transcript has 5 exons. Lineage: Eukaryota; Metazoa; Chordata; Mammalia; Primates; Galagidae. The record is from RefSeq and is a predicted model, not a curated record. Gene Ontology annotation, molecular function: protein binding. Bases 1 to 558 code for a protein of 185 amino acids.
AUGGUCUACGGGCGCCAUCUGGGUGGAGCGUGUGGUUCUCAUAACAUUCACUCCGACUUAUUUGAUGAGUACAUAAGAGGGGCUGCUCUCCACUGUGGUUUGAAUCCACGGGGUAUUGAUCACCCUGCCCGAGCCGAAGGUAUUAAACUACAAAUUGAAGGUGAAGGUGUGGAAUCUCCAUCCAAUAAAAACAAAAAUUUCCAGAAGGUGCCUGACCCUAAAGGAACCCCCAAGCGACUGCAGGCCGAAGCUGAGACGCCUAAGUCAGCUGUGGUGAAGCUGUCUAAACCAGUGGCUCUAUGGACCCAGCAGGAUGUCUGCAAGUGGUUGAAGAAGCAUUGUCCAAAUCAGUAUCAGAUCUACAGCGAGUCAUUCAAGCAGCAUGACAUAACUGGGCGAGCCCUACUGAGACUUACCGACAAAAAGCUUGAGCGAAUGGGGAUUGCCCAGGAGAACCUUCGGCAGCACAUCUUACAGCAGGUGCUCCAGCUGAAGGUGCGAGAAGAAGUCAGAAAUCUACAGUUGCUCACACAAGCCUCAGCCGAGGGUUCUCCAUAAACACGGUUAACCUUCCAAGCUGCUGUCCUGCCAGUUGAUACGAACAUGGCCCGUUCCUCACAGAAAGACUAACUCAUGGCACUGCCAGAAGAUAUCCUUGGAGCAUUGACAGAUUAACCGGAUUAACUGAAAAAACACCCAUUCAGUCAAGAUUAUGGGCUUUGGAAAAAUCUUAGUUUGCUGUGGAUUUUAAAAUGAGGUGCAUAAUAUACAGUGCCAACUUGUUCCAAGUGGUCAUUGGCAGACCAUUAGCUGGAAAAUUGCUUCCAGUUGUCAUCACUGUGCAUAACACAAGCUCCCUUUGGGGAGCUGUCUGUGCCCUUCACUAGAAGUCCUGUUCAGCAUGGCGACUACUGGAUUCUUUUAUUAUGUGUGCAGAUGGCAUGAUGUUUUAGAAAAAAAUUACAGCAGUUCUGCAGUCUCAGUGGAAGUGUUCACAAUAUUAUGCCCUGGUAGGAAUGUAAACUUGUCUCGAUUAUGUUAGUGAUGAUGUCGAAAGGUAUUCUGUCCAACUCUUAAGCACUUUACAUGAGAACACUAUGCCGAGAUGAAUUAGCACGUACAGCACAUGUGAGGAAACCAAGUAUUUUUUCCUU